AGUGUUGUCAAUGGUGGAAUUAACUCAUAAUGUUAACUCAAAUGCUACACGUAUGUAAAUAAUUGAGGUCAUUUAACUUUGAAUUUCACUACAGUAUGUUAGCCGUUUGUACAGUAUGUUCUGCUUUAUUUAAUUCCUCAUAAAUGAAUAUAUUAGGUAGUUGGACUAUUUGUCUGCAGUACGAGAACUUUAAGUUUCCUUUUAUAUUCAAAACAAUUUCACAACAGCGCAACGACUGCUUUUGUUUUCAAAGAGGAGAUUUUGAAAAUGCCUUUAGCAUGAAGAAACAAAACAACAAAGUGUCUAUUCUAUCAUUUUCAGUGCAGGAAUUGUACUUCGAAUUAGGUUUUUUACAGUGUUGUGCUGCUACUUCUACAUAAGUAAAAAUAUCUAAACUCUUCUGUGAUUUCUGACAGUUACUUUACUCAUAAACAGACUUGCCACUAUAAUUGCCAUUGAAGGGAAUAAAUAUGGUGUGAUGUAGUAAGGGCAUAUUAAGCUGAGGAUCAAAAGGUCAGGGGGGUUAUGUAGAGCAAUGUGUUUUACUCUUCUCCAGUAGCUCACCAGGAAGUAAAUGGAUGACUAGAGAAAAGAGUUCUUGUAUAUUGUUUUAAAGACAUGCACUGUGAGUUAAAGAAGGUUUCUAUUUGAUUUACUUUGACCUUUAUUAAACCAGGAAUGUCUCUUAUCUUCAAAAAAUGAUGAAAAUAUAUAAUAAUAUGUGCAUAUGUGCAGUUGUUACUCUCAUGUAAUUGUAUGCUGCAAAAUAUUGGAAAUAUUGUUCAAAAAUCGAGUUCAGACCAAAACACCUCUAGCUAAGAAAUCUGUUAGUUUUUUCAAUAUUUUUUAAAACCUUUCUAGCAAAGUAUUAGAUGUUUUAUGUAUUUGACACAGUAAUCAGCAAUGUUAUCCAAGCAGCCACUGUAUAAGAAAUACCUUUACUUUACCUACACCUAUUUACAGUAACACCUGAGCAAAAUCCAUGCCAGUGCGUCACUGAUAUGCAGAGUCUAACCACCGUCAUUAAACCUCCAACCUUCAUCGAGCCGCUGCCGAGAAGCCGUGAGGAAUUGUCGUCAGAGAGGUUUCUUCGCCAGCUCAGAGGGAGCAAUCUAAAAAAGUCCAAAGUUCAACAAGCAAAAGAGACAAAUAUGAGGCUGGUUAGAGAGCAGCGCCUGUCCAGUGUUCUCCACCAGCAGAGCUGCACCACCCUGCCUCCGGCUACAGGUAGGACAUCAUGAAUAUCAGCAGAGAAUUGACAAGAUGGAGAUGGAGAUGACUGUUCUGAAACCUGCUAAAAGAGUGGGCAUACUGAAGGGGGGUGAAAGCCGCACCCAGAGCAGCUCCAUCGGGGCCGUGCGCUGGAACCUGCCCGAGGAGGACGUGCAGAUCCACAGCUCGGCCCCCAGCAGAUCCGCCAUAAACCUCACUCACCGCUCACAGCAACACUCUCGUCAAAACAGCCUGAAGGAUCUCCGCAGCCUGCAGGAGUGUGUGCAGUUCAUCCAUCACUGGAAGGAGCAAGUGGACCAAAUCUGCAAGCAGGGCGAUGAGGAUCCAGACGAGGGUCCCAGUAAGAAAGAAGCCCAGAGUGCAGACCGGCGUACUGAGCGCAGUCUGGAGGAGAGCAGGAAACUGAUCCUGGAGUGGGCCGACGAACUCCACCACGUCGACAAGUUCCUGAAGGAGAUGCCCUCGGUGUUGGAGAGCGAGGAAAAUAAGGAGAAGGAAAAGAACGCCAGCGAGGAGCCACAGAUGAGGAUCAUGGAGUGGGCAAAAGAGCUACAGACAGCGACUGAGAGUUGUGGUGUGGAGAGCGAGGAGCUGGGCAGAGUGCUGAGUCAGCUGGGCCUGAAGAAGAAGCGCCUGGGAAACGUGUUGCCUCUGCUGGAGUUCAUCACCUGGUCGCUGCUCAAGGAAGACAGCACGAAAAUGAUUCCACAGCUGUGGUUACUGGCAAAACAACGGACUUGGAAAGCCGGGAUUUCAAGAUACAUCCCCAACUCAGUCUGGAGUUGGAUUUGCGGCGCAGCAGCUGAUGUGAUCCUGGACCCCAUGACCAACCACCCCUGGCUGCAUAUGUCGGAGGACCAGGUCCAGGAGGGCCUCUCGGAGUCUGAGCUGCCUUACAGCCCCCAGCGUUUCGACAACUGGCCCUGCGUGUUGGGGUGGGAAGGCUACAGCAGCGGGCGCCACUACUGGGAGGUGGACAUAUCCAAAAACGGCUUCUGGCGUCUGGGAGUGACCACCGCAGACUCCAAGCGUCUCGGCCGGUUCCCCAUGACCCCCAAACAGGGCUACUGGGUCCUGUGGCGCAGCAACAACAAUUUUUACGCCUGCACCAAGACGGAGACCAUUCUGCCCAUCGGCAUGGUGCCCAAACGCAUGGGGGUCUACUUAGACUACGAGGAGGGCCAGAUCUCCUUCUACAACGCAGAGACAAAGUCCCACAUCUACACCUUCACUGGGAGCUUCAGGGGGAAGCUGUACCCUCUGUUCGCCCCACUGGGGGGGCGCACUCUCUUGACACUAGUCCAUCAUUCAACUACUCGGAGAAAUUCUGAAGAGGAUUCUAAGUAAAUUGCAAAUACCGAACCAAAAAGAGGAAUAGGAUUUUUGAUCCUUUGUUUUUGGGGCGGAAUUUCACCUGAAUUGACCUACCUUAAAUGUCGCUUUAAACAGUUGCUGUCUAAUAUUCCUCUUCGAAUGAAAUCUCUGACUGAACAGUGAUACGCAAACUGCAAUGACAUAAGUGGAGAUUUCGAUCAGAAACAAAAACAUUGAAACUAAACUUUGUGUGAAGUAUUUAUUUUGUAUCAUGGAAUUCUUUGAAAAUUACACUUAAUUUCCAGAAAAAUCCAUAAAUAUGUGUGAACAUGAAAGUGUAACACAUCCUGUAUCCAAGCACUUUAUAAUGCACUUUCAGAAAUGCACAUAAUAAAUAUGUAUAUAUACAUAAUGUGUUUUUCAUCCUUAUCUCUGACAUCAACGUACAUCUUUGUACAUUUUACUUUAGCCUCUUACAAAGCUGAUUUCUCCUUUGCAUGACACAGUAUAUUUAUAUCAAUGUUUUAUAUUUUAAAGGAAUAUAAAAUGUGUGAACAUGUGUGUCAGGACUCUCUCUUACAAGCCCAGGGUCCGUCAGUCUCACAGCUGGAGGCGAAGAGCCUCCCGCCCCCCCGCAGGUCUGCACAGUCCCUGUCAUCAGCGUCCCACUCCACCGUCACCCUUCAAAGGGACAAAGUGGUAAUGUGUUUUUUAUCCCAAAAAAGAAUCUGUAAUAACAUACUGAGAGUUGUGUUGAUAUAUGUACUCAAAUGUCAACGAAUACAAUCAGUUGGAUGCCAAUGUUUAUAUGUAAAUGCUUGUUUAUAUGUAAAUGCU
Eleginops maclovinus (Patagonian blennie) is the source of this 3384-nucleotide messenger RNA. RefSeq names its product E3 ubiquitin-protein ligase TRIM39. The record is from RefSeq and is a predicted model, not a curated record. NCBI's taxonomy places the organism in Eukaryota, Metazoa, Chordata, Actinopteri, Perciformes, Eleginopidae. Gene Ontology annotation, biological process: protein ubiquitination. Gene Ontology annotation, cellular component: cytoplasm. Gene Ontology annotation, molecular function: protein binding; ubiquitin protein ligase activity. The transcript has 10 exons. The coding region runs from base 1264 to 2580 and encodes 438 amino acids.